AUGGUGGGGUUCUUUUCCAUGUUGAAGUAUGUAUUUGCCACUGCGUCUGCUCCUAUACGCCAUGCCUACUUGCCUCCUCCCCCUUACUUCUCCUGUAAUGGUCGUUGCCUCCUUGUUGAAAGGAGUCGAGAGCGGGCACUUUGGGUACAUCGAUUCGCUUUGAAUUGACUUGGAAAAGGGGAAGAACAGAGAAAGGAAGAGACGGGCGAAGAGGGAGGAAGAAGGCGAGGAAAAGAGAAUAGAAGAGAGGGGCGAAGAGGGAGGAAGAAGGCGAAGAAACGAGAAAAGAAGAGAGGGAACGAAGAGGGAGGAAGAAGGGGGGGGGGAAGGGAAGGAGUUUUCAUAACAGGAUUUGUACUGACCAAGUUUUGAUUAGCACGUUGGUGUCGCUCGCGUAUCCAAUUAUCGCUUCAUGUCGAGCAUUUGAAGACUAUACCCGCGUUUCCAACUCGAUUGCUUCACAAACGUUUAAAAUUGGAGGCAUCUCGGUUCCGUUGAACUUGAUAUACAACACCGGCAACAAACUCGAUGGCGAGGACGAGAGGAAAUUACAAGUGCAUUUGAUCACGAUUCAAAAAUGGUUUAUUUAUUGGAUUGUGCUAGGAUGCGUUAGCUUUUUGGAAAGUUGGUUGCAAGUAGUCAUAUUCUUGUUGCCUGGCUACUCGAUUGUACGAUUGGUGUUUAGUAUUUGGUUGAUUUCACCGAUGAUUUCCCUAGAUUGGGAUCACGAGCAGGCCAACGCUGCCACUUUUGACCAAACUUUGGAAUGGAAGAAGUUCACCAAUGGAGGUGCUGGAUUGUUAUUCUUUGCCUACAUCAAGCCAUGGUUGGAGAAGAAUAUAGACUUGGUGAGGAAAGUUUCCAUCAAUCCACUUGCUAUCUUGCAGUUUAUGAAAAUCGGAACCAUUUUGGACAUGUUUGAUCUAAACAGGACAGAAAAAAAGACGACUUUGACUAAUGCUGGUUUUGGUGGUGUUGGCAGCGGCAGUGGUACUACUGGUACUACUACUAACAUUAGUGGUGUUGGCGGUAGUGGUAGUGGUGGUGCUGGUGUUGUUGACUAUGCCAAUGUCUUGGACAAUUCGUUUGUAAUGGUUAUGAACUUGAAGAAUCGAUUUGCUGGCAACUCGGGCGACAAUGUCGAGACCAAAGAGGUUUCAUCAGUCAAGUCAAUGGAAGAGUUUGACGUUGUCGAUGUUGAAAAGGAGCCCACAGUGGCGGAGAAGGAAACAUCUUCACAAGAAGGCACACCCAAGAGAAGAGGCUAUUUCUGGUAG
Molecule: messenger RNA, 1277 nt
Organism: Lodderomyces beijingensis
Lineage: Eukaryota; Fungi; Ascomycota; Pichiomycetes; Serinales; Debaryomycetaceae
Source: the annotation of a GenBank genome assembly